UGCCAUUGCCAAUUCCCUCCCCUGCCCAGUGCGAUCUCCGGCCGGUGUCGGUGUCGGUGUGUGUGCCGCCUUGUUUCCGCCCCGUCCCCCCCGUCCCCGCGUUUGUAUCGUGGUCUCUCCCAAGUCCAAACCCUCCUCCGCCUCCCCCUCGGAACCGCCGCUCCCUGGUCGGCCGGCGGCAUGAGCCGCGCAUCACCGUGGACGCCGGCGAACCUCCAACCAGAUUGUCGCGAGGAUAAGAAGAGGAGAUUACCCCGAGGUCACACCGGAGAGGUAAACAGCAGCAGAUCAGCACAUGAAGAUCUUGACGACAUGUUUGCGUCGCUGUCCAUCGACAGCGUCCUCGCUCAAGAAAAUUCAGGAGAGCGUCCCAAGGACAGGAAGAGAAAAUCAUGCCAAGAAAAUGCUGGAAAUUUGACUAACGCUUUACCGGAUGAUGUUUUGGAAAACAUGUUUGCGUCGCUUUCGAUUGAUUCUAGAGUGACAAGUACUGCUUCCAUGAGAUCGGGGAAAGGAUCUUUUAUUAUUCUUGAUGACAAUAUUCUUGCUGGAGGUAAUUCAGAUUGCACCACCACUUCCACUGACUCUAGGAGGCCAAGGUCAGAGGUAUUCAUUGAAAGGGUAAAUGACCUGUUGCUGCGCCAUGUUGGAACUCGUGUUCGAGUGUUCGAGGUUCGUUUUGAUUUGAACUCCACUCAUGCUGCCCACCUUGACAAAUGGGUCCAGUUUGCGUCAGAGGCGGGUGCACAAGAUGUGAAACUUAGCUUGUGUAAAAACACGACAUCUUGUCCGGAGCAUUUUGUGACUGCAAAUCGUUAUAACUUCCCUUUGCAUUGCUUUGGCGAUGGGCGACAAAGAUCCUCGAUGCGGAAGCUAGACCUGACGAAUUGCAUAUUCACGCCACCGCCGGAUUCCGGUGCCUUUUCCUCCCUUGUAUGCCUUUAUCUAGUACGUGUCACAAUAACCGACUCCGGCAUCCAGAACAUUUGCUCUUGCUGCCCUAUUCUCCGCCAUUUGAGACUGGCACGAUGCGACAAUCUGGUUAAUGUAAGGAUUUCCCAUGAAGUGCUGAUAUGCUUGGAUAUAUUUCGUUGCAAAAAGCUGGUGAGUGUUGAGAUUCACGCCACCUGCCUACUCAUCUUCGAGUAUGAUGGACGUGAGGUACACAUCAAUUAUGCUAGUACCCCCAGUAUGAGGUUUUUGGUAAAUAAGUUCGGGCAUCAAAAUGGUUAUCUUUCGGACGGUGUAGAAGGCAUGAAAAGGAUCAGAAAAAUCACCUUGACAUUUCUUUGGCCAUCGGAGAAGCCCAGUUAUACACUCUACGCGAUCAAAUUCACAGCAAUACAGUUCAUCAACCUAUUUAUUUUGCCAUCUUGGAAUAAUGUUCGUGGAGUAGCUUAUCUCGUCAAGGCAACUCCUUAUCUUAAAAGACUCCGGCUAGAAGCACGCAGCGGAGACCACCAUUACCGGGACGACGUCCAGGUCAGCUGGCCUGAGGGCAUCUCUCUCAAGAGGCUCCGUUUCAUCACCGUGGGCGGUUUCGCCGCCCAGGCCCCGCUGGUCGAGCUCUUGGUGUGCAUGGUGCACGCGGGCGCCCGGUCGAGGAGGACGUAUCUCCAGAUCGACCCGCACCACCAUCUCUGCAAAGGGCUGGGCCGGUGGGUCAGGGAGGACGUCGGCGACAAGCCCGCGAGGGACCGCGUGAGGGAGGCCGCCAGGGAGACCCUCCGCUCCAGGCUCCCGCCGUCCGUGAAGCUUGUCAUCAAAUGAUUCGCGUGUGAUCUUCCUGUGAUUGGUAGAAGCGCGCCUCAGGGUGAUGAUUUUUCGUGCUCUUUUUCGUUCUGUUGGCCUGGCUAGUGUCGUGUGCCGGCAACAGUUGGAUUCAGUUGGCUUGGAAAGCUCAGGACUGACUGACGAAUUAUGGAGAAACAUGGGACGUGCACAUUCUUGUCUGUAUGGUUUAUGUAGACUGCAGAGACUGAAUUGAGCUGUGAAAUCCGAGGCAGGCGACGGUGCGAACCGCGCGUGUCUUUUUUUUCCAUCUCUAUAUAUAUAAUAUCAGGACGUGCA
Aegilops tauschii subsp. strangulata is the source of this 2070-nucleotide messenger RNA. RefSeq lists its product as uncharacterized. Lineage: Eukaryota; Viridiplantae; Streptophyta; Magnoliopsida; Poales; Poaceae. The record is from RefSeq and is a predicted model, not a curated record.